AUGACAGGAACGCAGGUGGUGGUUGUCCCAAAGUCUGCAGAUCUUCAGAGUGUUAUUGGAGUACUUACCGCCAAAGGCAAAGAGUGUGGUGCACAGGGACCAAAUAAGUUUAUUCUUUUGAAUGGGGACAAUGGUAACAGCAAUGGAUCUUUUUCAAAUCUCAUCUCUGAAAACAAAAUAUUUUCUUCCAAUGGACUGGUUGACAAACGGUUAACUGCCAUUAAAUCAUAUAAAGAGUGUGGCCCUCUCGAUGACAGUCUUACAAAUAUUCAGUGGUUGGGACGGAUGAGCACAUGUACCGUAGAGCAACAUCCAAUAAAACCUAUUCUUGACAAAGAUAAGAUGCCAGUUUCCCAGAUGUUGCAGAGUUGUAAUCCUCAAGGGGAUGCAGAAGUGCCACUUAAGCAGCCGCUGUCCGAGCGGCCUCCAUAUUCGUACAUGGCCAUGAUUCAGUUUGCGAUCAACAGCAAAAAGAGCAGGAGAAUGACACUUAAAGAGAUUUACAUGUGGAUUGAGGAACAUUUCCCAUACUUUAGGGAAGUAGCAAAACCUGGUUGGAAGAACUCGAUUCGGCACAAUCUUUCAUUGCAUGACAUGUUCGUUCGUGAAUCAUCAGUUGAUGGCAAGAUUUCUUUUUGGACAAUUCGGCCUGAGGCAAACCGAUGCCUUACUCUUGAUCAAGUCUACAAGCCUGAUUUUAAUCCUAUGAAAGUCCCUGGUCCACCAGCAAUGCUUUUCUUUCUUAAUCAAAAAAGAAUGACAAAUGAAUAUCAGAAUAUCAAGAAAACGCCAAUUGGCACAGAGCGGAAAAUGAAGCCUCUUCUUCCCAGAACUGACUCAUACUUGGUGCCUAUCCAGCUUCCAGUCUCUUCAUCAGCGUAUAUGCCACCUGCACCGUCUUCUCCACAUAAACGUAGCAUUUCUCGAGGCAGCAAAAAAGUUCGGAUUGCUCCAAAGGUACCUCUGGAUGUUUUGGCAGUGAAUUUGAAAGAAGAAGAAGUGGAAGUUCCAGUCCAAAGCACUGCUUUAAAGGAUAGUCCAAAAUCUGCUCCAAUAGUUCCAAAGCAAUCCACCAGCAGCUCUCGACGCAAACAACUCCUCGUGCAUUCUCUGGAUGAAGAACCUGUUUUGUUGUGCCACAGUAACACCUUUAUUGACUCCGGCGUAGUAUCGGAUUAUUCCACUUUCCAUGACCUGCCAGAUUCUGUUAUACAUGACCGUGAGAAUCAAAGUCCUAACCGAGAACUGUCAUUUAAAACACCCAUCAAAAGUAAUACCCACCUAACCUCUUCCACCCCAAGUAAACCACCCUGUAAUAUGCCGCCUGAGCAAUGGAAGGUGACCCCUGUAGGCAAACGCAGUCAAACUGUGCUGGACUUCAGUCCCAUCCGAACUCCUGGAGGACCUGCAGUCACCCCACAACAUGAUUACACCACAUUCAGCUUCAACAGCACGCCGUUUAAAGAUCUACCCUUGUUCAACUCCCCAAGAGAGCUUCUCACAGCCACAACAUCCAGACAACCGGACUACCCUGAGGGCUGUCCUCGUAGCGGUUGUUCCAGAGAACUGCUCCAGGCAACAGGAGCAGUGCCCACUACCCACUCAGUCACAGAAGGACUGGUUCUCGACACCAUGAACGACAGCCUCAGCAAGAUCCUUGUGGACAUUAGUUUCUCAGGUUUGGAUGAAGACGAUCUGGGGAUGGCAAACAUAAGCUGGUCAGAAUUCAUACCACAAUUUAAAUAA
Knipowitschia caucasica is the source of this 1746-nucleotide messenger RNA. NCBI's taxonomy places the organism in Eukaryota, Metazoa, Chordata, Actinopteri, Gobiiformes, Gobiidae. The record is from the annotation of a GenBank genome assembly.